GGACUUUUUGCACAUCGUCCUCAAGCAGCGGGAGUCGCGAUGGCGACAUCGGGUGCCGCCAAGGCCAGCUUGGAAGACUGUUUGCCGCUGCAAACUGUGCCAAGCUUGAAGCUCAUGAAGCUUCGCACGUUCGCCAUCACAUACGUCACGUAUGCGAUCUUUCACGUCGCCCGAAAGUCGUUUGGGUCGAUCAAGGGCGAGCUGAGCAAGGAGAAAUGGAUGGCAUCGUCGCUUACGAGCCAAUCGAAUAUGUAUGGCCUCAUGGACAUGGUAUUUCUGGGGCUCUAUGCCAUCGGGUUGUACGCCAGUGGCAUGCUCGGCGACCGACUCGACCUUCGCAAAUUCUUGGCGGGAGGCAUGGUCGGAGUCGCGCUCGUGCUGAUGACAUUCGGCGUCGCGGGUUUGGCAAACUAUCACGUCUUUUGGUUUUAUUUGAUGCUGUGGGGUGUCAACGGUGCCGUCCAGUCCGUGGGGUGGCCGUCCAACGUGGCAAUCAUGUCGCGGUGGUUCGGCGACGGUGAGCGCGGCGUUGUGUUGGGCCUAUGGAGCAGCUGUGCAUCAUUCGGCAACAUUUGUGGCGGAGCUUUAGUCGGCAUCUUGUGUCACGUGGCGGAAGCGUCCGUCGCUUGGAAGUUGGUCAUGGUCGCGUCGGGAGUGAUCAUGCUCGUGCAGUCCCUUAUAGUAUUUCUAUUUCUCGUACCAGCGCCUCCCAAGCAUCUCCAUGACGACACUGAGGCCACAACGCUGUCAAUACCUGCCUCGGACAACAAGGAGGUCCCUGUGGAAGGGGGACCCGUUGGCAUUUCGUUCUCAAGAGCUUGGAUGAUCCCUGGUGUUGCGUCGUAUGCGAUAGCGUAUGCGUGUGUCAAGUCUGUGUCAUACUCGCUCUUCUUUUGGGUGCCGUACUAUUUGACGGCUGAGCGACACAUGAACAACUCGAAAGCCAACUUGUUCUCGGUGCUGUACGAUGUCGGUGCGAUCAUCGGGUCGGUCGCCGGGGGCUACCUCACCGAUCGGAUGGGUGGCAAGCGGUCGUUGUAUAUUGUGCUCUCGCUCUGCCUCGCCGGCAUCGACAUGGCAUUUCUAUUUGGCGCAUCCGAGCACAUGACGGGAGUUCUGCUCUUCUUGACAGGGGUGCUCAUGGGUGGUCCGGAAAUGCUCAUCACGACGACGAUCUCGGCGGAUCUCGGCACACACCAGACGCUGGCGAAGAACGCUCAAGCGCUGGCCACCGUCACAGGAAUCAUCGACGGAACCGGCAGCAUUGGCGCUGCGGUCGCACAGUACUUGGUUGGUCGCAUCGCCAACUGCCACUCGACGUGCGACCCGAUCCCCGCGACCGCACAUGCGGUGUGUCCCACAACGUGUGCAUGGGACUCGGUCUUCUUGAUGCUCCAGAUAUGCACGGUCGUGGGGGUGUUGAGUCUUAGCAGCCUCGUAUUCCACGAAAUGCAGAGUUGGCGGCGGCGGAGGGACCACCCCACUCCCGACAACCCCGUGAUCAAGUUGCAGCAUUGUCCAUUGCUCCAGACCGAUGAGAGUACCGACAAUGACGCCAUCGCGCGCCCCGACACACCUGGAUCGACAACCAGCACUGCCACGUCGCCUGUAUCACUCGACGACAGUUCGUUGGAUGCACUCAAACAUCGAGUUUAGACCGAGUACACUUGUUGGUACAACUAUAUGCGCUUGACUUCGACUAGCGUGCGCUGGGCGACUUGAUGCGGUUCGGGGGACUCGUGGUGGCCUUUGGGCAGGAUUGUGAUUUCGGCGUACGUGCCACCAGCUUGACCUUUGGACAGUUGGCCUGGGUUUACACAAAGAGUGUCUUGCACGGCCUAAUGUGUCGACGUGAGUGAAAAAUGCAACACCUAUUGCAGUCGA
This is a messenger RNA of Aphanomyces invadans, 1884 nucleotides long. RefSeq lists its product as hypothetical. Gene Ontology annotation, biological process: transmembrane transport. Gene Ontology annotation, molecular function: transmembrane transporter activity. NCBI's taxonomy places the organism in Eukaryota, Oomycota, Saprolegniomycetes, Saprolegniales, Verrucalvaceae. The transcript is spliced from 6 exons. The record is from RefSeq and is a predicted model, not a curated record. The coding region runs from base 40 to 1656 and encodes 538 amino acids. Gene Ontology annotation, cellular component: endoplasmic reticulum membrane.